This is a messenger RNA of Protopterus annectens (West African lungfish), 3915 nucleotides long. It is a transcript of the gene BNC1, whose product is annotated as basonuclin 1. The transcript has 5 exons. The record is from RefSeq and is a predicted model, not a curated record. NCBI's taxonomy places the organism in Eukaryota, Metazoa, Chordata, Ceratodontiformes, Protopteridae. The coding region runs from base 238 to 3219 and encodes 993 amino acids. Gene Ontology annotation, cellular component: nucleus. Gene Ontology annotation, biological process: regulation of transcription by RNA polymerase I.
CUCCUAGGUUCAAGGAGCACCAAGUGGGAGGAUUCCAUUCCACUCCCCCACGCAGGCUCUGAGCUCAGAGCACAUCUUGAGGUGUUCAGAUUCAGACAAGAGGAAAAAAAAAAGGCAUGUGAUGGCUUUGCCUUUGUACUUGUACAAACAGGAAUAUAUCAGGCACUUACACUUUGUACAACUUAUUGAUGGAAUGGGCAACACUGCAGUGUUUAUGAAAGCAUCCACCCUGUGAGAAUGUCUGAGUCUAUUUGCUGCACUUCAAUGAACUGCAAUUGUCAGUGUUUUAAACCCGGAAAGAUAAGCCAGCGACAGUGCGACCAGUGCAAACAUGGCUGGGUAAAGCAUGCCCUAAGCAAAUUAAGGAUCCACCACCUAUACACCAGUGGUCAGGUUGAGAUUGUCCAGUCAAAUGUGGUUUUUGAUAUUGGCAGUCUUAUACUUUAUGGAAACCAAGCUAUCCCAGUUCGUCUUAAAAUACUGUUAGACCGACUUUUCAGUGUCCUAAAGCAGGAAGAGGUUACCCAGAUUCUACAUUCUUUAGGCUGGACACUUCAGGAUUAUAUCAGAGGAUAUGUCCUCCAGGAUGCUACAGGGAAGGUAUUGGACCGGUGGAACAUAAUGUCCUUUGAGGAAGAGCUAACUACGCUACAACAAUUCCUUCGUUUUGGAGAGACUAAAUCAAUUGUGGAGUUAAUGGCACUUCAGGAUAAGGAAGCACAGGCUGUUGUAGUCCCAAGUACAAGAAGCAAUUCAGAUAUUAGAACAUUUAUAGAAAAUAGUAAUCACAACAGAAACUCUAACCUUUCAAACAAUUUGGAAAAAGUCCAGUUAACAAACAUUCAUCACUUUGAAACUAUUGUAAACAAUAUGGGAUUUAUAUUACCAUUCCAUUUGUCUAAGCCAGAUUUUCCACCUCUGGUAGUCUCUACAGCUGAUAAAUUUUUGAUUGAACAAAAUCAAAAGAAAAUGAAUGAAUCAGAGCAAGACAAUCACAUUGUUUCAGCUGAAAACUAUGGCACAGGUACCAGUCCAAUGUCCUUUAAAGUUGAGAGUGAAAUGCAUAGGAAUAUUCAGAAAGCCAUCACUGAAGAAAACUUUGUUGCUUCUACUGUUAAUAGUCCUAACAGUCUGCCAUCUCAUUCUCUUUUCACAAGAGCAAAACAAGAGAACAUAGAACUAUCGCCUGAAAUUAAACUAAAACUGACUGACAAAAACAGCAGUGAGUCAAGGAAAGGACGUGUGUAUUGUACUUCAUGUGAAAAGACGUUUUAUGACAAAGGUACUCUAAAAAUUCAUUACAAUGCAGUACAUUUGAAGAUAAAACAUAGGUGUACCAUUGAUGGUUGCAACAUGGUGUUUAGCUCAUUACGUAGCCGGAAUCGUCAUAGUUCCAAUCCCAAUCCCAGGUUACACAUGCCGAUGAACAAAAACACCCGUGAUAAAGACCUCCAAAAUACUUUGCCAGUAUCAACAUGCAAUAAUGACAAGAGCUUUCAUUUUACUUCUUUCACAGCAGAAUGUAAACCUCUUCCUGCCAACAGUAAUUCCUGCACAGAGACAAAAGUUCAGGCUUUUCUGCCCAAUACUGGGCAAAACAAGGUUUUAUAUCCUAAUCUGAAGACAGUACAGCCAGUUCUCCCUUUUUACCGCAGUCAGGACACAAGUACUGAACUUUGCAGCACCGCAGAUGCACUACCUUCUUUACUUCGAGUUUCCCCUUCAGCAGACAAACCUGUCCCGGAGUUAUCAGUGGAUCCUUUGCCAAAGAAGAAGUCCCGCAAAUCUAGUAUGCCUAUCAAAAUCGAAAAAGAAGCCGCUGAGGCAGUUGAUGACAAUACUGAUGAUGUCAGCUCUGAAAAUGACAUGCCUAUUCAAUUAACAAGUAAAGGACAUUCUGAAGAUUAUGGCCAGCUAUAUGAAAACAAAAUUUUCGAAAAAGAUAAUAAAGGAUCACGUUUAGACAAGCCUGUUGCUAAAGUUGAGGGACAAACGGACACGCAGAAUGAAAAUGGAAUUUACAAUUUCGAGGAGAAUUUUAUGACUGAAUGUGUCCUUUCUAAAAACAUGUAUAGUUCAGAGCAAAAACAGCCUGCAUAUAUUCUUCCCGUUAAAGAUAAACAGGAAGAGUCAGUAUAUUGUGCCAGUAAACUAAACAUUACAACUCAAAAUUAUGAAACCAACCAAACAGAAAAACUGCCCUACACUAAUGAGAAGACAGCACAGCACAGCCUGCAAAAUGAAGGAUUAUGUUUCUUAUUUCCAAAUAAGGCAAGGGACACUAACAAUUUCGGUGGUGAUUCAGGAGGCAUUGCUUCUGUACAGCAUUUCCUACAGCUGAACAAAGAUGAAGAAAACCCUCAUCAUUGUGAAGUUUGUAACAAGGCAUUUAAAAAUGCAUACAGUGUCAAGAUGCAUUACGAAAGCGUACACACAAACCAGAUGCAUUUUUGCACUGUUCAGGGUUGCAGUGCCUCUUUCCCAUCUAGAAGAAGUAGAGACAGGCAUAGUGCAAAUAUAAAUCUUCAUCAUAAGAUUUUAACCAAAGAUCAGACAGAACAAGAAAACAGACUCCUAAGUGAAUCAUCACUUCUGAAAGAUAUUUUUACAGAUAUUCCCCGGGCUUCCCAAGCUGUUCCAGUAUCCCAACAUUUUAGACAGACUUCAGUAAUCUUUAAAGGAGUGAAUAGAACCGGCAGUUUGGUUUUCCCCAUGAGUAAGGCACAAGAUUAUUUUUCUUCAACUACUUUAAGUGGUGGUGGUGAUGAUGAUUACGAUGAUAACAGCGGAAAACAGAGUACCGCUCUUGACCUAAGUACUGCCUCAAGUGUCAACUCUAUAAAAAGUGGCAGUUCAUCAUGUGACUCAGAAGGAGGAAAUGAGGAAAUCACUGGAGUAGAUGAGACUGACGAAAGCUGCGACAUACCAAGUUUAUUACCCAGAGAUGAGUCAUAUCACAGCCACACCUUAACGGAAAGUAAUAGUCAAAAUUUGCCAUCAGGCUUACCAGUAAUUUGUCAUAUCUGCCAAAAGCUCUACAGUAACAAAGGGACAUUUAGAGCUCAUUAUAAAACAGUACACCUCCGUCAGUUACACAGAUGCAAAGUUGCAGGAUGUAAUACAAUGUUUUCAUCUGUACGCAGCAGAAACAGGCACAGCCAGAAUCCAAACUUGCACAAAAGUUUAUCAAACUUACCAGCUCACUCUCAGCAGAGAUAAAUCUGAAUUGCUUCCUACCAAACUGGGGUGUCUUAUACUCAGUAUAUGCAUAUGUAGCUGUGCUCAAUUCCCCUACUUGAUUAAAAUACGUUUUUAGAAAAAGGUAUGCAGCUCUUACUUUAAUUUGACAUUAGAAGGUUUGCUGCACUGCAGCUAAAAUGUAUUUAAUUUCCACAAUAUCCAGAAGGUAUAUGCUUCAAGGUACUUUCUCUACAGGACUUGAUGAAACAGUAUAUAUGUAAUAUAAAAUGGAAUACUUACUGAUAGAAUGUGCAGUGCCACUAAAAUGAAUACUUGACAUAACUGUUUGUAUGAUAAACAAAAGUAAACUGUUCCUUCCAAAAUGUCACUGAAUGUUAACAGGCAAACAGAUAUGAAACAAACCACCUUGCUAUCUAACAAAAAAGUUAAGGCUGGGAUUCCAAAAGAUUGUACGCUAUACUACUUCAAGUUUUGAAAUAAAUGAAGGGGUACAUCAGAUGUGAUAUGAGCACUUGCAAAUGUUUCUAGUCUCCAUGAACAUUUAUAACAUUGUUUGCACAUCACCCCAGAAAUGUGAGAAAUCAUCUGAUGCAUGCAGAAGACAGGCAGUUGUAAACAUACCUCUCAACUGUACAGAUUUUCGCAGAAUGUCCAGAUUUUUGCCUCAUAUUUUUGGUCCAUUCCCCAUAAAAUCUGUAGUUUUCUGGCAAAUCA